CACUUCGCAUCUCUCUUUCUGCCAGAAAAAUAUGACACAAACGUUUGUGUUAAAAGAAAUAUGAAAAAUACUCUCCCUGUCUGGGAGAGAAAGUAUUGGAAAAGCAGCCUUGAUGACUAACAGUAUUUUUAUUUAUUAAUUUUUUAAGGUGGAUUUUAGCUGGGAUGAGAAAUUAUCAGUGCAUCAUCUUUUUUACUCUUUUGCAGCUGACAUCAGGUGUGCACAUAUCCAUAUCGAAGGGAAAGACUAUAUUGUUUCCUCUACCUGAACUUCUGGCGGGCACUUCUAUUAAUGAGGUUGAAUGGAAAUAUCAUACGAGCAAAAAAAACAUUCUGCUGGCCAAGAUUGUUCUAAAUAAAAAUCAAUAUCAUGAUUCAAGGAUUUUCAGUAAGAGGACUAGGAUGCAAAUAACAAAGAACGGUACACUUUACAUUAAAGAUGUUAAAGAUGAAGACUCUGGGAACUACUCAUGCACCAUCGUUUUCCAGGAUCAAAGAAUGCAAACACAGCAGAUCUAUUUUCAAGUACUUAAUGCUCGAGACUUGGAACAACACAACAACACUGUGUACAACUCAACAUUUAAACCAUCAGAAUCCCAUGAUCCUAACACAGCACUGAUUGAAAUACCUGUGUGCUCAGCACUCUCAGUUGUCCUUAUUGUAGCCACCAUUUUCAUCUUCAAAUGUAGAAAAAAGUGUUGUUGCACUUCAAAAGAGCCCAUUUAUGUCAAUAAAACGGAUGUACAAAAAGCAAGGAAACCAAAGGUUACAAGUGGGAAGAGGGACAUCAGAUAAGCGAUACAAUCUAUAGUCUGAGAACAUUAUAACUUUGUUGUUUUGGACCCCAUGCUUGAUUCUUCCCAAUGAUAAGGCAAAGAGGUAAAAUCCCAGACUGCUGCAGCAACGAGUGGGCUUUCACUUGUUUUUUGCACAGACAAAUAGGUUUAUGUUGAUGUAAAGUUAUUGGUUACUGUGGUCAAGUAGGGUGCACUAUUUAAUCCAAACACAUUUUUCUGCUUGAUAAACAGUACUGGGAAAUGGCUUAUGUAUGUUUUGUCAUCUUUGUUUUCCUUUAAGUUAAGUGUAGAUUGUGUUUUUUUUUUUAUUUCUUUUAAUUAAAAAUUUUUUUUGCUUGGGUCUCACUUCAAACCUUUGCUUACCAUUGUUGUGAUAAACAUAAUAGGUGUACUGCAAUAGGUCAUAUUUCUUCUUGUACUGUAAUAUGUUUAAAUUAUGUAGCUAUUUAUAUUAUGUUGAAUGCAGUGUUAUUACUAAGAAGUCUUCUAUGAAAAUUGCAUAUGAGACAAAGCCAGAGACAUGUGAUAACAGUACACAAAUGAGGUUAAGCGUCAAGCCUGAUGUUUCCUCUCAUUCAAGUUUCUGCACACCGAAACAGUUACUAGAGCAAAUUAAUACAAGGCCUCUGACCUCUUUAUGUGGUAAAAAUGUUGUAAAGUGUAGUUUAUUAAAUGCAUGCAGAUGGUGCACUAAUUGUAAACAAACAAAAGAAUGAAUUCAACAAACAGUCAAGUGCAGUCAAGUCUGUCACUUUUCUAAUUUUGAACAUCUUUGUAUAUAGUUGUCACCUCACUCAAAGCUAAAUUUCAAAAAUUAAAUUUCUUUCAUUUUUAAAAUAAUUUUAAGCUUAAUUUGCAGAAGCCUUGUGUUUAAUCACUCUGACCAUAAUGACAACACUUAUUGGCUGAUGGAACAACAAGAUUUCUGAUGGCCUUAUUUUAAAAAAAAUGUUAUGUAUAUUUUUAUUACCUUUUCUCCCCAAUUUGGCAUGCCCACUUCCCAGUGCACUCUAAUUCCUCGUGGUGGUGAUGUCUGAAGCCCUUCACUAACAACUAUUCUGUGCAAUGACCUCAAUGACAGCAGACAGAACAAUUGAAGUCCAUUUCACACUUCUAAGAGUUCUCUAAAACAGAAUCAGGCACUGGUAAAACAUCUACUCUAAUGUUGCUUGUAAAAAAAAAAUCUUAUUUGAUCAGAAUGCAUAGCAAAUUUUAAACAGGGACUUUUUAGCCCAAAAUAGACCACCAUAUUAAAAUGAAUGAGAGAAACUGGAGCACCCAGUAUGUCAGGUGUAAAAAUGUCUUAUCUUCUAAAAAUGAUAUAAACAUACUGUAUGCUUUUGAACUAAUAUUAUAUGCACUCUUUCUUUGGAUUUUAGACAUUGUUUAGAUUCAGCACCUUACAAACAUUCUGGUGUGCUAUUGUGCAUGUGUUUUUGAUAUUCUCUGCUCCUGAUAUGCAUGUGAGAUACACUGGCAGCCAAAAGUUUGGAAUAAUGUACAGAUUUUGCUCUUAUGGAAAGAAAUUAGACUUUUAUGCACCAAAGUGGCAUUCAACUAAUCACAAAGUAUAGUCAGGACAUUAAUAACAUGAAAAAUUACUAUUACAAUUUGAAAAAAAAAUUCUUAAACUACUUCAAAGAGUUCUCAUAAAAAAAUCCUCCACGUGCAGUAAUGACAGCUUUGCAGAUCCUUGGCAUUCUAGCUGUCCGUUUGUCCAGAUACUCGGGUGACAUUUCACCCCACGCUUCCUGUAGCACUUGUCAUAGAUGUGGCUGUCUUAUCGGGCACUUCUCUCGCACCUUACAGUCUAGCUGAUCCCUCAAUGGGGUUAAGAUCCAUAACACUCUUUUCAAAUUAUCUGUUGUCCAAUGUCUGUGUUUCUUUGCCCACUCUAACCUUUUCUUUUUGUUUUUCUGUUUAAAAAGUGGCUUUUUCUUUACAAUUCUUCCCAUAAGGCCUGCACCCCUGAGUCUUCUCUUUACUGUUGUACAUGAAACUGGUGUUGAGUGGGUAGAAUUCAAUGAAGCUGUCAGCUGAGGAUAUGUGAGUCAUCUAUUUCUCAAACUAGAGUCUCUGAUGUACUUAUCCUCUUGUUUAGUUGUACAUCUUGCCUUCCACAUCUCUUUCUAUUCUUGUUAGAGCCAGUUGCCCUUUGUCUUUGAAGACUGUAGUGUACACCUUUGUAUGAAAUCUUCAGUUUUUUGGCAAUUUUAAGCAUUCUAUAGCCUUCAUUUCUCAAAAUAAUGAUUUACUGAUGAAUUUCUAGAGAAAGCUGUUUCUUUUUUGCCAUUUGUGACCUAAUAUUGACCUUAAGACAUGCCAGUCUAUUGCAUACUGUGGCAACUCAAAAACAAACACAAAGACAAUGUUAAGCUUCAUUUAACGAACCAAAUAGCUUUCAGCAGUGUUUGAUAUAAUGGCAAGUGAUUUUCUAGUACCAAAUUAGCAAUUUUGCAUGAUUACUCAAGGAUAAGAUGUUGGAGUGAUGGCUACUGGAAAUGAGGCCUGUCUAGAUUUGAUCAAAAAUGCAGUUUUUUACAUCAGUAAUGUCCUGACUAUACUUUGUGAUCAGUUGAAUACCAAUUUCCUUCCGAAACAGCAAAAUCUGUACAUUCUUCCAAACUUUUGGCCACCAGUGUGUGUGUGUGUGUGUGUGUGUGUGUGUAUGUAUAAACUAAAUAUGAGGGUGUGGAAUUAUGGAUGAAACUAAAUAAACACUUAUUAAUGAGAUUAUGUUUUUUUAUGUUAAUAUGUUAAGAGUAAUAUACAUUUUUAGCAUUGAUUAUAUGGUAAAAUCAUAAAUUUUACACCUAAAAAGCAUAAUUUUUUACAAUAUUUUACUGUAAAAUUAAAUGUAUGGUCUUGUUAAUAUAUUAUAUAUUUUUUUUACUGUAAAUGUUAAGGCACCUGUUAACCAAUUCAAGUUUUUUGUUGUUGUUGUUUUGUUUUACU
Myxocyprinus asiaticus (Chinese sucker) is the source of this 3751-nucleotide messenger RNA. RefSeq lists its product as uncharacterized. Lineage: Eukaryota; Metazoa; Chordata; Actinopteri; Cypriniformes; Catostomidae. The record is from RefSeq and is a predicted model, not a curated record. The transcript has 5 exons. Bases 165 to 794 code for a protein of 209 amino acids.